Vigna radiata var. radiata (mung bean) is the source of this 2049-nucleotide messenger RNA. Its product is annotated as protein NRT1/ PTR FAMILY 4.5. Gene Ontology annotation, cellular component: membrane. The record is from RefSeq and is a predicted model, not a curated record. Gene Ontology annotation, molecular function: transmembrane transporter activity. The transcript is spliced from 6 exons. Gene Ontology annotation, biological process: transmembrane transport. Bases 111 to 1886 code for a protein of 591 amino acids. Lineage: Eukaryota; Viridiplantae; Streptophyta; Magnoliopsida; Fabales; Fabaceae.
GAACAGGAACGUAGCUUACAAAAUGUGACAAAAAUUAUUUUUCUAAUGUCAAGUUGACAUAGGAUUUUUUAAAGCUUACUUCAACUGCAACAUGGUUUUCAUUUAAAUUCAUGGCGAAUGAAGUACUAAUUCCUAAAGAAGUGGCACAUUCUGUUCCAAAGAAGGCACUCACAAUGGGAAUCUGCAGAAACAUGUCAAGGCAACAAAGAAGGCUAGGAGGAAACAGAGCUGCACUUUUUGUAUACGCUAUGGAAGGGCUAGAGAGCAUGGCUUUCGUUUCCAAUGCUGUGAGCCUAGUAACUUACUUCUUUGGGUACAUGAACUUCAGCAUAACAAAAUCUGCCACAACCCUGACCAAUUUUUUGGGAACUGCCUUUUUACUGCCACUAUUUGGUGGAAUAAUCAGCGAUACCUAUCUCUCUAGAUUCAAGACUUGUGUUCUGUUUGCCUGCAUGGAAUUCCUGGGAUUUGGUAUUCUAGCAGUUCAAGCAAAGUCCCAGAAAUUAAGACCCAUCCCCUGCAAAGAUUUAGCAGUAUCCGAGAUGAGUGAAUGUAAGGUUGCCACAGGAGGCCAAAUUGCAAUGCUUUAUAGUGGGCUAUACCUUGUUGCAUUAGGAACCGGUGGUAUUAAGGCUGCUUUACCUGCGUUGGGGGCUGAUCAGUUUGAUGAAAAAGAUCCGAAGGAGGCAUCUCAACUAUCAAGCUUUUUCAACUGGUUCUUGUUCAGUCUUACCAUAGGAUCAAUAAUUGGUGUUACUUUCAUUGUUUGGAUCGGUGCCAACCAGGGAUGGGAUUGGAGCUUUAUCAUAUGCACCAUAGCACUUCUUUUCGCAAUUCUCUUCAUAUGCAUGGGAAAAUCAUUAUACCGAAACAAUGUUCCAAAGGGAAGUCCUCUACUUCGAAUCCUACAGGUGUUCGUGGUAGCCGUCAGAAACAGAAAACUUCAGAUUCCAGAUAAUACAGACGAACUGCAUGAGAUUCAUGAAAAGCAAAGAGGGGACAAUGUUGAAAUUCUUAAAAGAACAGGACAGUUCAGAUUCUUAGACCGAGCAGCAGUUGUUGAAAGCAGCACGGGUACCUCAACCUCCGAACACUGGAGACUGUGCACAGUGACCCAAGUGGAAGAAACAAAAAUCCUAAUCCGCAUGCUACCGAUAAUACUAAGCACCAUCUUCAUGAACACUUGUUUGGCUCAACUUCAGACCUUCACAGUACAACAAAGCACCACCAUGAAUGCCAAAAUAGGGGGCUUUAAAGUGCCAGGAGCCUCUCUCCCAGUCAUCCCUCUGUUGUUCAUGUUUAUCCUAAUUCCCUUAUACGACCGUGUUUUUGUCCCGGUUGCUCGAAGAAUAACGGGGAUUCCCACCGGAAUUCGACACCUUCAGAGGAUUGGAAUCGGUUUGGUUCUGUCUGCUGCUUCCAUGGCAGUGGCAGGUUUUGUGGAAACACACCGCAAGUCUGUAGCCAUCGAACACAACAUGGUGGACAGCACAGAGGCUUUGCCAAUGAGUGUGUUCUGGCUGGGGUUCCAAUAUGGUAUUUUUGGAGCUGCGGACAUGUUUUCACUGAUAGGUUUAUUGGAGUUUUUCUAUGCAGAAAGUUCAGCCGGAAUGAAGUCACUUGGCACUGCAAUCUCCUGGUGUUCUGUGGCAUUCGGAUACUUUACAAGCACAGUGGUCGUUGAGGUGGUUAACAAAGUGAGUGGAGGCUGGUUGGCUAGCAAUAACUUGAAUAGGGACAAGCUCAACUACUUCUACUGGAUGUUGUCCGUCAUAAGUGUUGUCAACUUUGGAUUUUACUUAUUUUGUGCUUCUUCGUAUACAUACAAAACGGUGCAAGUCCACCAAGAUGAUUCAAAAGAUAAUGUCGACAUCACCAAGGUUUAGAUACAUUGAGUAUAAUUUUUAUGUAGCUCUGUUAUAUGUUAUAAAUAUUAGAAGCCUCCAUGAACAGUCCCUUGUAAGUGAAACAACCAAUGGAAAUUGCAGAACAGUGUUUGAUCAAUAGCAACUUAUCAAAAGCUCAACAGAUAAACCAAAAGCAUUGCUU